AUGCUUUUAAAGGUUGUAGUUAUGUUUCUAAUGGCCCCCUAAUUGUGAUUUCAUUGAUAGUUAUUUAAUUUUACUUGCUUUUCAGUUCCUUCUUGACUUUUUCUCAAACACCAUAGGUGUUUGAUGAUUUCAUCAUGUGGAUAACCAAAUAAGAAAGAAAGGAAAAGAAAAAAGCUUAGUUUUAGCUUCAGAAAAACAGAAAGAAGUGGACACUCACUUAGAGAGCAAUUCCCAGAAAAUGAAAACCACUGUUUUGGCCAAUGAUGGUUCUUGUAGAAAUACAUUGAACAAGAAAGUUGGGCAGACCCACAUACCAUUUUUGGUCUCACUAUUGCCCACAUCCCAUUUUCUAUCUUUUUUUCCUUAUUCAUUGUCUGGGUACUGUUUGAUUAAACUUUGGGAGUUCCCUAUGUAAUUCUGAACCAUUCUUUAUGUUCCCUCCUCCAUUCUAUACCAUAAAAAGAACCUCUGUUUUUGACAUAAACCACCCUCUUUGCAAAAACUAAAUUUGAAGCCUGCAUUUUGUUGACCAUAAGGGAAACCAAAAAAAUCUUGAAGCACCUAUAAUUUAGGAUGUAAAUCUAGCUGUUGAUCAGUGGAGUUGAGAAAAUGUAUUCCACUAAAUGCCCAGGCAUGGGAACCAAAAUUGAAUUUGCCAUCAAUCUUUUAGGAAGCUCCCCAAAUAGCAAGCGCUUUGCUGUGCACGGUGUGGAUGAUUGGGACUAUUUCCAGAACAGUGGGGCGAAGGUGAAGUAUUUGAAAACCGGGUUGGAGGAAAAAAUUCAAAACUCCAUGGACAAGAACAAAUUGGAUUCCAUAAAAAAGACAAUGCAGAUGCAUGAAGAUAUCUUCAAACACCAGGUAAGGGAACUGCAUCGGCUGUACAGCGUUCAGAAAAUGCUAAUGGAUGAGCUGACGAAAGAAAUUAGGCAAAGCAGACUUUGGGAUCCUUUGCGUAAACCAGAUAUCAGCCACUCUCAGUUAAUUAACUGGGAGCAAUCAGCAACAAAACAAGCACCUGGAGCUAGCUUCCAUAUCAAUAGUUUGAGAGAUGAACUAAACUCUAGAGAGUGUAGUGGUAGUUGUUCUGGAGACACCAUGCGAGUCUCGAGGGGGUUUGAUCUCGAAAGGCCUGCAGAGGAAGAUAUCUCUACAGGAGUCAGCGCCAUUGGUGAAAAUCCCAGAGGUCGAAACUCUAACAUUGCCCUCAAGAGUGGCAAGAUGAGUAUAGAUUGCCCGGAAGAUGAUAGUGAAGUUGAGCUAACACUAAGCAUUGGUAGUAGCCAAAGUAAGAAGAAAUCAAAUUCGAAGUCCCUCAAGGACAUUAAAGAGCUUGAUUCAUCUGCUUCAUUUAAAUCGGAUAGAGGAGGAGAAUGCAGUGACCCCACCACCCCAAUGAGCAGCUCCAGUGCAACAUUUGACCAAGAAAGAAAGCAGCCACAUUGGCUUUUCCACGGUUUAAAGCUCAAAUAGGAUCACUUUAACUUCAACUUCAACUUGUAUGUGUGUAUCCUUGUAAAUUUUGCAUGGGCCACUGAAUUUAUACAUGGUUCAUGCAUGAUUGAGAUUCUAAUUUAGUUCCCACUUCAAUAAAUGGAGAGUUCAGAAACCUCAUUUCUAAGCUAAGCUGUUGUAUAUAGAAUCACUUACAACUUUUGUAUUCUUCUUUUAAGAUUAAUCAACCUUUUUUCUGUAAGUAAGAAAAUAUCUCUGAACUCUGACCAAUUAAAGAACUAUUUUGGGUAGCUCAUAAA
Molecule: messenger RNA, 1754 nt
Organism: Humulus lupulus (European hop)
Lineage: Eukaryota; Viridiplantae; Streptophyta; Magnoliopsida; Rosales; Cannabaceae
Exons: 3
Coding region: 610-1473 (287 amino acids)
Source: RefSeq, a predicted model, not a curated record